GGGAUAGCAGCAAUUCCAAGCUCACUAUCGAAGUGGAAUUGUCGACCUCAAAGCUCCUUCUGGCUCACCACAACCUGCCUCAUAUGUCCUUCCCAUUCUUUCUCGAUCCAACCUCAACUCCUCUGGCGAACUCCUAACCCUCCUCGCCUCGCCUCACCUCACCUCAUCUUCAUUCACCCCAUUGCAGGUUAAAUGCUCAUCGAUUGGCUUUGGCAUGUGAUCGACACUCAGGGACACGUCUCCAUCCUUCACUUUUGUGUGACAUCUUCAAUUUACUACACCGCCAUACUCACUCUACAUCCUGUCACCCUUCACCACCUUGCACAUACUUCUACCACCAUUCCAUUUCCAACCUACUUGAUGUCUAUUCUCUCGGUCAAGACUCGCCGCUCAACCUUACAUCAAUUCGGCAAACACUCAAGGCAGACUGUCCUCACAGUCAAGCAUUACCUGCCCUCCAGACAAGCAGACCAGAACGACCCCUUCUGGCAGCGGCUUCACACCACGUCCGGAGGGCUGUCAUCGCAUGAGCCUUGUAUGACAGCACGGAGUUGGACUUAACCACCUAUCCACACUACUGCACUCUAGCGGUCUCGCACUCUACUUCAUCUCGAGAGUAGCCACUUGCUCAUUUGCAGAAGUCAUCAUGCCGCUAACAAGCCCUUCCGAACAUCGCAGAGGCCGAUUCACCAGGCUGGAAGGUAUUGGUAUGGUACCAUCCUGGCCUCGCUCGUAUCGGCAUCGCGAUAUCUACAGGCCAUAUCCACAUACUCAUGAUGUUCCCACUCGCUUGCGCAGUACGGCAGGUGAAACCGACGAACGGUCGAACCCCAGUAGCAGCACCAGCACCAGCAGCACAGGGCCGGAAAGCUUGACAGAGCAAUGGCCUAGCCACGAAUCCAGAUCCAAUAUCCCGGACUACCAAUUUCCCACCCAGUAUCUGAUGGCGGGAUUUGCUAGACGUCAAACUAUACUACAGGAGCAGGGCGCCAGGCAGCAGGUAGAUGGACAACGUCGCAGACGGGAGACCGCACUACGCGUCGACCAUAGUAAUCAUGCGCGACUUGCCUUACAGCAGAAUGAAAGUGCUGCAGAAAACGAGCAAGACCCUCACAGGCUUUCCAUCAAACGAGAAGUAUCCGAAGCAUCUGAUGGCGAAGCUGUCUUGAAGUCGAUCGACGAAUAUUCCUUGCCUACGAAACCUCAUGACAACAUGUCAGACAACGACACAGAACCCGGAGUUCCAGAGAUACCAGUUGUUGAGGACCAAUCGCCACCCGAGCCUCCAAGACCACCGUCACCUCUUCCUCACUUUGCUGGGAGAUUAAACCCCGACUGUUUAUGCCCAAUCUCUUUGGAAUGCCCAGCAAGGGGAAAUGCCCUCAUAGAUUGCCGCACAUUGGUCUUGGACUACCAAAAAUGGGAAACUCGCGAAAGAGCGGACCGCGUUCCAGAAUUGCCUCCAGACGAUGAGCCAGAAAACGAGCACUUUGUCACCCUUAAGGAUGUCACUGAUGUCAUCCGACUUCUUGACAAUAUCAGUAUUAGGCCACGCAUGUCGAUGGGACUUCGGUCAGCUUUCGUAAAUAUUGACAACUGGGUCGCUAAGAUGCAAACAAACUCCGUCACACAAGAAGUUUUGAACGAAUCCCGAGUCCGUGACAGAAUCGACGCGUUCCUGGGCGAGGAUAACGCAGCUAUGCGUCAAGCGAAGGUCGUGCCAGACCACAUCAUCGAAGAUCUUACCUGGUUGCAGCGCAAAUGGCAUUCUGGCGACCUAAGUGUACUUGCAAGAAGAGGACUUCGACGGACACGUGAAGGCGGGCCAUGGUUCCCGGACCCAAACUGGCCACACCGCCGUACCUCCGACUUUUUCGGUCACGGCCAUCUUGUCAAUGGGCAAACCUGGAUCUAUCGAGCAGAGAUGGUGCGUGACGGUGCUCAUGGGCCUCUUGUCGCUGGAAUCGCAGGCACAACGAAGCGUAGAGCGCGAAGUAUUGUGAUGGGAUACCACGACGAGAGAAACCAGCACUUCUACGCCGACGUCGACGCGGGAGACACGAUAUACUACAUGGGUACAGGACUACCUAGAGCCGAAGGCGACGAUAGGGCCACCAACAUUAGGGAUCCAGUCGCCCAUCCAAGGAACCGAAUCAUAGAGAAUACAAGCGGCCACGGCCCGACAAACGCGACCAUGAGCCUAAUUACCAGUUAUAGGAAAGGGCGCGACCCAGUACGUGUCUUCAGGUCUCAUUGCGCGUCGGAGAAGUGUCCAUUGCGUCCGGAACGGGGGUAUCGUUACGAUGGGUUAUACCGGGUUGAGUGGUUUCAAUUGGAGAAGCAAGAGCGUCAGAUUUACAAGUUCAAGCUGGUGAGGUUGACGACCGGGCAGGGUCCGCUGCGGCUGAAUCUGUCGCCGCCAUUGCCGGAGAAGAAGAGGAAGCGGAAGACGAUUGAUGAACGCAAUUGGCGUGGACGGAGCGAGAUUUACGGCUGAAAGGGGAUACAUCGUUCUUGGAGGUGGAGGUGGAGGGUUGAGAUGGACACUGUUCCUCUGGGCACAUCCCGUGCUACGCUCGCAUAUACAAGAGCAGGGCGCCUUUUUGUCAUGAUUUGGAGCUUGGCGUGUGGUAUCUUUCGACAUUGGGGACAUUUCUUGACGCGUGCUGUGAUCUGCUGCCUGAGAAUAUCAACAACUUGCUGGGCAACACUGCUGACUUGGUCUGCUCGGAAAGAGCGGGCACGUGGCGCUACGAAGCGAACGUGGACAGAAUACUGUCGUCUUCUUCAUGCUUGAGAUGGUGGAUCAGCUCUGCUCAAUUCUCUGCAAACGACAAGCAGGAUUUAGAGAUUGGAUGAUGCCUUUGAGCAUUUGCAUUGCUCUUUCUCUUGCUAUUGUACACUACACUACAGAAAAUCUGAGCUUGUAUAGAG
Messenger RNA from Exophiala xenobiotica, 2934 nucleotides. RefSeq lists its product as uncharacterized. The coding region runs from base 647 to 2497 and encodes 616 amino acids. The record is from RefSeq and is a predicted model, not a curated record. Gene Ontology annotation, biological process: negative regulation of gene expression via chromosomal CpG island methylation; protein ubiquitination. Gene Ontology annotation, molecular function: ubiquitin protein ligase activity. The transcript has 2 exons. NCBI's taxonomy places the organism in Eukaryota, Fungi, Ascomycota, Eurotiomycetes, Chaetothyriales, Herpotrichiellaceae.